AAAUUAAGAAACAAAAUGGCGGGCCACACUGCAGGGGAACCCUUAGAAUGCUAUAGUGUAAGUUACGAUAGUUCAUUUUCACGUGAUUGUUGCACAAUGCCUUUCAUUUUAAAUAUGUUGAGCUAAUUAUUUUAUUUUUUAAUUCUUUUCAAAAAUGAUAAGUACUUGAGUUCAAUAAAAAAUAUGCUUUAUGACUGCUUUAUUAUUCUUUAUUAGGUCUUCUACACUACACUACUCCACUUACUUCUACUUGGGACUUUGACUUAGUCUAUUUAUUCUAUCUAAAUUAAAUUUAAUUAUUAUAAAAUAUAGUCUAAAAGUCUAAUAAAAUAACUUACAGGAGUAAGAGUGACUAAGACUGAACUUGCUCUAAAGAACUUUUUUCCAACUUUAACUUAAUGAGAUAAUAAUCUAAUUUUUCUACAAAUAUACAAUGUCAAUGGGGGUCGCUUAGUCGAUUGAUUUGUCACGUGAUGAGAGUAAAAAUGAGUAAGACUUCCGGUAGGCUGUAUACAACACACUAGUGCUUGACAACAGCAGCUCGUUACACACUGCAACUAGUAAUUCAAGAUGCCUAGGCAAUCUUCAGCUAUUGGCUGUUCAAACAGUCAAGUUAAGGACAGCGGUAAAAGUCUGCAUAAGUUUCCGGUUAAGGAUAAAGAAAAUUUAAAACAAUGGCUUGACAAAGUGGACAUUCGUUAAUUAUUCACAUGAAAUCUUGUUCCAACCGGUUAUUAAAAUAUUCCUUCGUCGCACCAAUAUUGAAUAAACACGCAAAUGACGUCAUGGGUAUGCCCACAUUUCGUCCAAUGAAAAUUAACAAUAAAAUAAACAAAUGGGAAAGACUCCUGCAUAAAUAUUGAAUAAACACACAAAUGACGUCAUGGGCACGCACGGAGCUCAACAACAGCCUGCCGAUGAUAGUAUUGGUAGUUCCCAUCGAAUAUCGCUCACAAAUUUUUCUUGAAAUAACUUUCUUCCUUUAAUCAUAACUCACGUAUAUUUAUUGUCACAUUUAUAUAUUUCAUUUAAAAACGUGUGUAUUCCAGAAUAUUUUGAAAGGUAAAAUUUUUAAGUAACAUGACAUUGGGGAAGCACUGAUGAAGUAUCUUUUGUUGUGUGUAGCAGCCUAGUGAUGGCUUUUUCUCAUCACGUGACCAAACAAGGAAGUGACUAAGGGACUCCCAUUAUACAAUUCUGAGAAAUAGUAUAAUAAAUAUUUAUUGCUGGCAUAUGCAUUAUGACUAGCGCAAAGGAUUUUCUCAAUCAAAAUACACAAAUUAAUUAUAAUGAAAUAAUACAGAUAUGUAUUGAUAUAGUCUAAAAUCCUGCCAAAUUGACAAGCAGCGUGGGAUAUCAAAUAUCUAAAAGCUACUAAGACUUAACAAUCUAAAUCGAUCAAAAUAGGUACUCCGCCGAAGCAAAGCACACUCCUGGUAAAUUUGUAUCAGAAAUGGGCGUCUGCGCAUUAGAAUCCAAGUUUUUAAUUUUUCAUGUGCAUGUAAUUUGAAUAAAUUUGGAGUCCUUUUGGCCUAUAAUUAAUGUCUGACUCCGCCCAUUAACGUUAGGAGAAAUGUUGAACUACAUUCCCAUUGAGUUAAUUUUUUCUUUAUAUCAACGUUAUGUAAGGGAAAUCGUAUGUCAAUAUAAGGCAUCUUCGCAUUAAAAAUAAAUAAUAUUAUAAAUAUUCAAAGUAGGUCUUUCAUAUUAAAAGUAGGCCUGCAUAAUUUGUUGAAGUACAUGUGUGCAAAAUUUCAUUGAGAUAGCUCAUGAAACAUUUUCACAAUUCUCCUCAACGUUGACCUCAUUAUGCAAAGGUCGCACAGGCCAUUUUGGAUUAGUGAUCCCGACUCCUUUUCAAUGGCGGAAAACGCUGAUACUUAGCUUAGGAAAUAUUCAUUAUUACCUCUAUAUACAUCAAAAUAUUUGAUAACUUGUGUUUCAGAAUGCAUUUUGAAGACAUUUAAACUAGAAUUUUUAAAUUUGAGCUUUAAAAACCUGGUAGAGUCCAUAUUAUUAACAAUCAGAAUUGAUCGUGUGCAAAAAGUCAUGGGAAACCAUUCACAGUCAUUUGCAUAAUGCUAUGUUGUAGUACUACCUCAAGUUUCAUUCAAGUUUGCCGUGUGCAAAAACUAUUAACACCAUUGGUCAGGGAAAGCUUUAGUUAAUUAGUCAUUUGAAAGUUCAAAAUAAGUAGAUCCCAAACAACAUUUUAGGGGGUGUGUUGCCUUAUAUAGACAAAUAGCAUAUACCUGUAAAAGGGACGCUGAAGAUUUGGUAAACAGAAAAGCCAUAUAUAAAUACAUUAUUUUAAAUUCAUUGUUAUGCAAAGUGCAUAGUUAGAUAAACUAUAAUUUAUAUAUAAUUGUAUAACAUUAUUAAAACUAUUUGUUAAUACAGCAUUAGUAUUAUCAUUAAAACGAUAGUUAUAGAGCUCGUGAUGCAAACAGCCGAAUUGGGUCACAGAAUCUGAAGAUGCAGUCCAUGUUAAAAAAUGACAAACGAGGUCGUACUUUAAAAAUUCAUAACUUUAAAACUACAACAGCUAAAAAUAUGAUUUUGGUGUUAUAAUUCUUUAAAAAAUUAGCUCUAUUCAACUAUGCUAUUGGUUUAUUUUUACAAAAAGUUUUAAUUUUCUAAUCAAAGUACCUAAUCAAAAUCUGUGGCUAAGACUCACUAGGUAUAUUUCUGCCGGCUUUUCAUUGCAAACAAGUGGUUCAUAAGUGUGAGAUUAGGAAGGGCGUAAUUUCAUUGUUAUACAGCAUAUAUCUAGGUGGGGAGCAAUUUAUCAUUGACUGACUUCAAUCAUGAGGUUUGAUCAAUGCCAAUGAAAUAGCUUGUGCAUCCUUAUUCAAAAUCUUGUGAAAUUAACUUACCCUAGACAGGUGGGGGCAGACCUGCUUAUCCCUAAACUCUUAAAAUCGUACAAUAUUAUCACAAAAUCCUUCAAUACAUUAAUCCUAAUAGUAAAAAAUAAACAUUACAGUAUUUAUAAUGUAUACACAUCAAAAUCGUACAUUGUGCGCCAAAAUCGUAAGUGUAAACAGGUCUGUGGGGGUUACUGCGACACAAUUUGUAAUAUGGCUCUAUGGGCUUGGUGAGUUUGGCCAAGGACAACAAUAGAUUGGGAAUAACUCAUAUUAACUCCAAAAAAAGUGGAGAUUGCGUGUUCUAUCAAGGAGUUUUUAAUAUAUCACAGUAUUAGAUUAAGGUCUAGUCUGAUUCCAUCUCAGCCUGGUAAAUUUAAAGAGUAUCUUGUAUGCUUAAAAUGCCAUAAUCCCUUACUAUGAGCUUUUCUGUCACUGUCACAGUGAAUCCUUCACCCAUGAGUCACUGACUUUUAAGUUUAAUUGGUUAUCCAGGAAGAAUCAUUGGUUUGAAUGUUAGUCUUGGCCAGUUUCCUUGAAAAGAACUAAAAAUUUUCUAUUGAUGUUUUUCUUUUUUAAUCAGUUUAUUUAAAGCAAACUUCAUUAUACUUUUUUUUCACACCCUUAUGAACUAACAGUUACAACAGCUUUUAAACUUGUUAUGUCAUUUUCAUCUUUGAUUAAAAACUGAGUAAAAGCUGCAUUUCUAGCCUUCUGUGAAAUACUGUAUUCAUAUCAGGACAAAAAGAGUGAAAUUGUUUUUAUUACCAUUCUUUUAGAUUCCAAUAGUGUUAGAAAAAGAGCAUGACAUAGAUCAGCAUGGCAAUCCCAUGAGGGAACCUGAUGGAAAGCCAAGAUAUCGUUGUGGAUUUAGAAUAGGUGGUGGUAUUGAUCAAGAUCCAUCUCAAAGUCCCCAAGGCUAUCCAGAUAAAGUAGGCAAUUUACCUUUUUGCAGUCUGUACUUUCCACAACUUCUAUUACAAUUUGCACAUAUAACAAAAUAUUUUAAGUUUAAGAUUUCGGAAGAUGAACUUUAGGAAUGUAUAAUAAUAAAAUUUAAAACUGCAAUUAGUUUAAAACAGGUAUUAUAAAGCUGACUGUAUAAGUGUGCAACACACACACAAGAUUUAUUAACAUUCUUAUUAAGUGCGACAUUUUGCUUUAUAUUGUUUAAAAAAGUUUAUGUAAUUUGUUCAAGUGUCCAUAUUUUUUAAUUAGUGUUAAAAAUUGAUGUUUCUUUUGGUGUUUCUUACUAUAAUUGUUUAUCUCAAGGGUGUAUAUGUUACUUACAUACAUGAUAACAGUCCGGCAGCCAGAUGUGGGUUACAGCUUCAUGAUAAAAUACUCCAGGUAAUUAAAUCUACUGAUUUAUCGAUGCGGAAAAAAAAUCUUCAUUUUUGUUUCGGUUAUCAAGGUUGCACUAUGAUCCCAACAACUUUUAAAAUAAUGAGUUGCAAAUUUAUGCAAACGAUUAUUAAUGUAAUGUCAUUUUAUUUGCCUUAAUAAGUCAAAAUGAAUAUAGUUAAUUUGUUAUAAUGCCAUUUACCUUAUAUAAAUAUAGGCCUACUUAUUUUAGGACAGGGUGUUUGAUAUAAUCUGUCACAAGGUAGUGGUAUAAUCUUUGACAACUGAGAAUGCGUUGAUCUUUUACCAGGUUAACGGUAAAGAUUUCACUUUAGUCACACACAAGCAAGCCGUGGAGAGCAUACGAAAGAAACCAGUACUUAAAAUGCUAGUGUACAGGAAAGGAGUUCCUCCACUGCAGAAGCCUGGCAACCCAAUGGCAGGACACACCCAGUUCCAGGCAUAUCCCCAUCAUGCACCACAGCAAUAUGCCACACAACAGCCACAGUUCCAGCCUCAAUAUUAAAUAAUCAAGCUUUUCCAUGUGUAGUUGCAGGCAUCUUUAUUUUUAAAAAAUCAUAAAGUAAACUCUAUUCCACUUGCCAAUUUUACAAACUUAGCCCUAAAAGCAUUAAUUACAUUUUAAACAUUUAAAGCACUAGCUUGCAUAGGGAUUCACUGAAAUUAAUGCCUUUUAAUCUGUGAUAUUCUUAGCCUAGGUUUAAAUAAGGUUUCAUUAAACGAAAAGGACUCUUGUCCAUGGACUUCUUUUAAAGUAGUUCUUAACAUUGCAUCCAAAUUAUAAAAAGUGAGACUUGUAAAAACUUCAUACCUAAUUUGCUAAAAUAAUUUUGUAAGAUGUGUACUUUUUAAGCUAAUUAACAGUGAUACUGAAUUGAUUCAUAGUGAAGGUAAAGCUGACGCACUGUCACUUUAAAAUUUUAUGGAGAAAUGAAAUGUAUUUCCAAUCAGGGUGAGUAGACAUGUAUGAGGUACCGGUAAAGUUUUUUCUCAUAUAUAAAAAUCAUAAUUUGAUGUAUCUCAAUUGAAUCUAGUGACAAAAAUUACAUGUUAUAGAUUGCAUAUCAUAAGAUUUUAGUUAAAGUCUGGGAUUUUUAUAGCCUUCAAUAUCUUGAUUGUAAUGAUGCAUUACAAUCUUUUGAUUACUUCGUAAUUGAUCAAUCAUUACAUGUUUUAUGUCACAGAGGUGUUUUUCGUUCAUGGCAUAAAUUUAUAUUGCUAAAGCUGUUGGAUUCGAUGUCGUUUUUAUUCAUUGAAUCAGCUGUGUGUUCAUCAUUUGCAUGUUUGAUAUAGAUGUGUGAAGCAUUUUUAUGAUGUAAACUUUUAAAGCUACAAGAUUUGGGUAUAGCAUUAUGAGUAGGAAAUAAAUUGGCAGUUGGUGAAUGGUUCUAAAAUUACAUGAAGAAAAUGUUUGGGUUUUUUUAAACACUUCCUGAUGAAGUAAAAUGUUUUAAUGUUCAAUAUGUUGGCAAUUGCAGAGCUUAUACUUCAUCAAAGAGGUGUUGUUUUUUUUUUUUUAUUUGUUUAUCUAUGUUUUAAAAGAUGAAAUUGCAACUGAUUUAACAUUUUAUCUCUCCGCUUGAGUCAACCAUCCAUAGCUUUUAAGAACCCAUAACAAUUUCUCAAAAGACUGACGCUGAAAGUAUAUUUUACUACUGAAAUGAGAUUCUUCCACAUUUUGUUAAAAUAAUUUGAGUUAAAAGCCGUGGUGAUCUCCUAAAAGCUGCUAAAUAGACUCCACCAUCCCAUGAAUAGGGUGGCUGCGAAAUUUGAACAUGCAAGCCUGUCUGUGCAUAAUUUUGUAUAAGAUCCGGUUAUUAAGCUGUGCUUAGCACAGUUCAAUUUGUUGUGUAUGUUUUUAUGAUGGAUAUGAUUUUAGAAUGUAUACUUGUGGCACAUGUCUAGACUUUUUUAUAAACUGAUCAAAAUGAACAAGUCCCCAUUAUCUCAUUUACUUUCAAGUGAUUUUUUAAAUUUUUAUUAAUGAUAUACAUUUUGAUACUAUAAUACUAUCCUCUAACGUAACCAUCACAUCAUUCUGAAACUAUUUCAGGCUAGUAUUUAAUUUUUAUGCACAUUUAAAAUGGAAAAUAACUUGUUGCUGGGGAUAAUCUGGGUGUCUUAGUUCAUGUGUUUGGAUGCAAAUUAGCAAUGGAGUUUUUAAAUGGUGUAAGUAUUUUUAUGUGACUUGUGCUAAACUUCAUUUUCAGGACCAAUGAAAAUUGGGAAUUUUUUAUUUUUUUUUAAAUACACAAUGUUUUGGUACAAAUCUGUUCAUUUUUUUAAAUGGCUUAUUACUGAUUAGUUGCUAGGGUUUUGUUGUUUUUAAUUCUUGAUCUGUGCCCAUAAAAUAUUUUUUAAAAUUAUAUUUUAAUUGAAUGUAUAAUUUCUAUGAAAUAUAAUAGCUUUUAAAACAACUGGAGUGAUUAUACAUAAAAUGAACGCCAUCUUCAGUAAUCAUAUCUUUAAAUUAUUUUACCUUAAAAUGCAGUUCGGUAAUAACAGAGUCAAAGAGUUCAUGUGCAUAUGUAUGUUUAUUGUUCCUAUAAUUGCUUGGUUUCAAAUCGUAUACAAUCUACCUAAAUCAAAACAAACAAACAAAACUCAAAGGUAAUGCCUUGAGAAGGGUGAUCAUGGUGGGCAAGUCAGUGCCUUGGGCUUCAACUCCCAGACUGUGAAUAUAUUGGUAUUAAUUAUAGAUCUGAUACUUAAUAAAUAUGUAAUAAUUUAUUCAUUUGUAAUCCUGUGACAAACACAACUGGUCAAUAUUUUAUUUCAUCAAUGGAGACAAUAAUAAUUAUCAGAUGAUAUUUCUACAAACAAGAUUAUAUUAUAAGGAAUGGCUCUUCUUUUUUGUGAGGUACUUUUCAUUUUAAAUAUAUUUUGUACCAUCCAAUGUAAUCUUCUAAGUGAAUUUUUUUUUCUGGCUAAUUCUUGCUUGAUUUUACAAUUGUAUAUAGGUUGUGUUCUACAAUGUAUGAAAAGGAAGAAAUAUACAUUUUAAACAAGUUAUUAA
Molecule: messenger RNA, 7248 nt
Organism: Lymnaea stagnalis (great pond snail)
Lineage: Eukaryota; Metazoa; Mollusca; Gastropoda; Lymnaeidae
Source: the annotation of a GenBank genome assembly